Messenger RNA from Schistocerca cancellata (South American locust), 2196 nucleotides. Its product is annotated as 1-acylglycerol-3-phosphate O-acyltransferase ABHD5-like. The record is from RefSeq and is a predicted model, not a curated record. Gene Ontology annotation, cellular component: lipid droplet. The transcript is spliced from 9 exons. Bases 113 to 1291 code for a protein of 392 amino acids. NCBI's taxonomy places the organism in Eukaryota, Metazoa, Arthropoda, Insecta, Orthoptera, Acrididae.
UGAUGUUUCGAAUGUAGUUGUGUAAUGUUUUUGUUGUCAUGCAAGAAGUACAGUGAUGGUACAGCAGCAUUUCAGUGAAGCUGUCAUCUUCUUUCAACUUUACAAAUGAGAUAUGGCAGAUAAUGAGAUAGCAACUGUGAAAAGCCGAUACAGCUGGCCGUGGGAGUGGUUGCAGUGGUGUCCUGCUUCGGCGGAUAUGCUUCGCACUAUUGAACGCAAAAUAUUGAGUUAUUUAAAGACAACAUAUCGGGGAUGGUAUGUAGAUAUAGGCCCGGUUGUAGGGUCGUCAGACAAGAUAUGGACCAUUUCACUAAACGAAGAUUCUCCACGAACGCCAAUUGUUUUACUUCAUGGCCUUGCUGCUGGAGUGGCUUUGUGGUGUCUUAAUCUGGAUGCUUUGGCGAGAACGAGACCAGUUUAUGCAAUUGAUUUAUUGGGCUUUGGCAGGAGUUCAAGACCAAAUUUUAGUUCAGAUGCAUUGGAAGCAGAGCAGCAGUUUGUUCGUUCUGUGGAGGAGUGGCGUCGUGAAAUGAAACUGGAAAAAAUGAUUUUACUUGGACACAGCAUGGGCGGGUUCCUUGCUGCAUCAUAUUCACUGACCUAUCCAAACAGAGUGAAGCAUUUGAUUCUGGCUGAUCCUUGGGGCUUUCCUGAGAAACCCCCAGAAGCCUCCUCAAGAACUCUUCCAUUGUGGGUUCGCGCUAUCGGUUAUAUGCUGCAACCGUUUAAUCCGUUGUGGCCUGUCCGUUUGGCAGGGCCUUUUGGUCAGUGGCUAAUUGAAAAGGCAAGACCAGAUAUUACGAGAAAAUUUGAAACAGCGCUCUCAGAUGACGUCAAAUUGAUCCCUCAGUACAUUUACCAAUGCAAUGCUCAAUAUCCUACUGGUGAAGCAGCCUUCCAUUCAAUGAUGUUUGGGUUUGGAUGGGCAAAGAAUCCAAUGAUAAAACGGAUACAUUUGUUGCCUCCUGAGAUUCCUAUUACAGUCAUAUAUGGUUCAAGAUCUUGGAUCCAAAACAAUACAGGAGAAGCAAUUCGAAAUGCAUGCCCUAACUCAUACGUUAGUGUACAGGUUGUUACUGGAGCGGGGCAUCAUGUUUAUGCUGAUAAAAGUGAUCUUUUCAACCGCCAUGUUGCUGAAGCUUGUGAAAUUUCAGAUCUUAAGGAAAAAACCAUUUUUGCUCUUCGUGCACAAAAUGAUAAACAAGAAAACGAGGAGGAAGAAAAUAAGAAUAAAGAGAAACUUGGAGAAAAUCCGAGUACACCUCAUAACACAACGAAUGAUCCCCUCUAACAUGGGUGCUACAUGUGAAAGGCGACAUUUUUUAAACAAAUUAUGUCAUCAUGUAUGUUGAAAGUGACAUCAAACAUGUAUUGGAGUCAUUUUAUAUUACUUAUUUAAUGUGCAAGGAAUGAAGUAAAUGUAGGUAUAUUUUCUGUGGCAGCUGGCUCUCCCAUAGAUAAAUAUUAAAGUGUGAAAUUGUUCUAUUGCCAUUAAAUGGCAGCCUUCCAAUGUAUUUUAUUUUGUACAUUAUUAGCAAGGAAUUUUGCUUACAUUGUACAAAGAACACAGGCAUGUCUGAAAGAAGGUUCAACUUGCUCUUCAGUGUGUGACUGGACUGUAUCAGGUUUAUAAAAAGUCCCAUCAUACCUCUUCUGCCUUCCUCUGUUUAUCAGAAUCCAUACUACCUCACAUUUAUCUAUUUAGUGUGUCCUACAUCUGUGUGCAUCAUUAUAGGUAAAGCUUAAUAACUUUUUUACCCAAUUUCGUAUUACUGUGGCUAUUCACGAUUUGGGGGCAAUUUUACUCUCUUCACAUGAUAAAACAUUAUUGCUGUCAAAGUAAGCUAAGUUCAUUCACCUCAGUUACAGAUUGUUAAGAUAUCUUAUUACUAAUUGGAGGAGCAAGCUGCUCUUCUUAUUUGGAUUGUGAUACUUGCCUUGUCAAAUGAAAUUUUACUAUGCUCAGUUGUUUGAUGUUUAAAGUUUCUAGUUUUUUAAUGGUAAAGAAAAGUAUUUAUUUAGAAAUGGCCACAAUUAUUCUUCUGUGAUAGGUGCUGUGAAAUUUGUAUAUUCAUUUGGUUGUUUUUGUGAGGAAUGUUGUUUAUAUAUUUUGUUGACAGAUUUAGUCCAUAAUAGUUUUAAUCUAAUAAUCUGUCAGUUAACAAAUUAAUAAAAGAACAAAAUAUAUUUAUUUAA